AUGAAGGCGAUCCCACGCGGGUAUGAUGUAGUCAAGGUUCGGGACGAGGAAGCAGGCACGAAUCAUUUGUUCCUGGUGCGGCGCGACUAUACCCAGAAGAACAGUGUGCGAAUCGUGCCGAUGUACCUGCUUUCGGGACUGGGCCUUGGUACCAUCAUCCUAGGGGCCCGGAUUGCGUUUAAGAUCAGGAAGAUUGCCAAUUGA
This is a messenger RNA of Linnemannia hyalina, 204 nucleotides long. NCBI's taxonomy places the organism in Eukaryota, Fungi, Mortierellomycota, Mortierellomycetes, Mortierellales, Mortierellaceae. The record is from the annotation of a GenBank genome assembly.